Molecule: messenger RNA, 2268 nt
Organism: Neocloeon triangulifer
Lineage: Eukaryota; Metazoa; Arthropoda; Insecta; Ephemeroptera; Baetidae
Gene: Gyg
Product: glycogenin-1
Exons: 7
Coding region: 267-1823 (518 amino acids)
Cellular component (GO): cytoplasm
Molecular function (GO): glycosyltransferase activity
Source: RefSeq, a predicted model, not a curated record
UUUAUUCGCCCCCAGAGCAACACUCCAAACGCCGCCCUAGCCGCUGAUAAAAUAUCCUAUUUUUAGAACUUAACCGAUUCUUGACGCACACAAGUCUGUCAAUCACAUUUUCUCCUAUCGGCUAAAUAGUUUGAACAGCUCGGUCCUGAUCGAGCUGAACGAGAUUGAGAAACAAAUUAAUUUUGGCCCAACGACGUGCUUUGAUCAAAAUUAAGCGGGCGCGCAGACCAUCUUUAGUUUUUUUUUUCAAUUAACUCGCACAACCAAUGAUAUUUUGCAUAUAUUUUGACAUAAAAAAAGGACUCGGUGCUUAUUACUUCAGCUUAAAACUAGCCCGUCUUUUUAUAAAGUCCAGCCAAGCGUGGGUGACGCUGGCCACGAAUGAUUCAUACAGCUUAGGCGCCCUCGUUUUGGCACACUCCCUCAAGAGGGUUGGCACCACGCGUCGACUUGUGGUCAUGGUCACAACUGGCGUCACCUUGGUCAUGCAGGAUCAGUUGCGUGCUGUCUUCGACGAGGUGCACUUGGUGGACGUGCUGGACUCAAAGGACGCGGUAAACCUAGCACUGCUGGCGCGCCCUGACCUGGGCAUCACCUUCACCAAACUGCACUGCUGGCGCCUGACCAACUACAACAAGUGCGUCUUCCUGGACGCAGAUACUCUUGUGCUGCAGCCCUGCGACGAGCUCUUCGACCGCGAAGAGUUCUCCGCCGCUCCCGACCCUGGUUGGCCUGAUUGCUUCAACUCCGGCGUCUUUGUCUUCAGACCCAAUGAGGACACCUACAAAUCUCUCCUAUCGCUUGCUCUUUCAAAAGGCAGCUUUGAUGGUGGAGACCAGGGCCUGUUGAACACAUAUUUCAACGACUGGGCCACAAGGGACAUAAACCGUCACCUGCCAUUUAUUUACAACAUGUGUUCGCCGUCUCACUACUCCUACCUGCCUGCAUUCAAACAGUUUGGCGAGGGAGUAAAAAUUGCUCAUUUCAUCGGUCCGAACAAGCCUUGGAGUCAGUACUUUGACAGCGAGACCAAGCAAGUUCGUCCUUCGCCCACCGCGGGACACCUCAAGUACCUGUUCCAGUUCUGGUGGGACCUGUUCUGCGCGCAUGUGCACCCACACCUAUCACCAGACAUGAGCCAUAGGAACCUGAUCUUGCCUCAACUCGCACCUUACACGGCUGACUCGUUUCACCUACCCUCUACAACCCCUAACAACCACCCUGCUCAAAAUGAGUUCCCGAGGUACUCGAUGGACCACUUCAGUAUCCCUCUGAAGCCCAUUAAACCCCCUGAUAUGCAGUUACCACUGUUAGACGCUAUCUUUAACACCCCCCAUACACAAUAUCCUCCACUACAGCAUUUGGCGCCUCAGCAGCCACAGAUUACAGUCACGGCUCCUGAGUGCGAACCAGUUUCAACAGAAAUCGUGCAAAGCGCGUCGCAAAGUCAAAGUAACAGUUCCCAGCACGGCAAUAACCAAAAUGCUUCAAAAGUAGACUCUGAACCAACAAUUCACCCCCCUCCUCCUAACACCCCAACCGAAACUUCUAACAUCUCCUCUGACCUCGUGCCUGCUGGCCAGUCAUUAAACAACGAUCAGCCCGUUGUUGCAAAAUCGGAGGAAUCGAGUGAAGCUGGAUUAGCCUCUGCCUUUUCCCAAAUGAAGUUGGGAGAGCCAUCACCAGCGGCUACAGUUGAGCUGCAGGAGCAUCUACGACGCUCUGCGUGGGAACAAGGCUCAAUGGACUUUAUGGGCGCAGAUGCUUUCGACAAUAUCUGGAGCAAAAUCAUGGACACGGUCAACAAAGGCCCCAAUAAGUAACUGUUGACCACCAAGUUGCCAACCAGAUCAGGGCCUAUGUUGUAAAAUAAGCUUCACUGCACACAUACAUAAUUAUUUUUACUGACGUAUUGUAAUUCAUUUCUAUAAGAGAGAAGCUUUUCUAUUGUGUCGCCUUCCUUGUUUUCCAUCUUGAUUAAUUUUCUUACAACAUACCAAAUCUUCCCCUCCUUGGUGUAUGGUUGUUUUUAAUAAUGUGUUGCCAUCUGUAAUUUCUAGUCUCCAAUUUUUUUGAGUUUGAGAUUAUCUAGAGCAACACUCACUUUGUAAGUUACACAAUGAAUCAAAUUGCCAAUAUAGUGCCAUAUUUUCUGUAAUGAGACUUGAAGUUGGAUUUAUAAAUGUUGUCGCAGUCUAUGAAAAUUUAAAAAUCAUAUGUUGAUUGAAAUCAGAGAAUAUAUCAAAAAGAAAAAGCUUGUUAAACCGG